Molecule: messenger RNA, 339 nt
Organism: Wasmannia auropunctata (little fire ant)
Lineage: Eukaryota; Metazoa; Arthropoda; Insecta; Hymenoptera; Formicidae
Exons: 3
Coding region: 1-309 (102 amino acids)
Biological process (GO): sensory perception of smell; detection of chemical stimulus involved in sensory perception of smell
Cellular component (GO): plasma membrane
Molecular function (GO): olfactory receptor activity; odorant binding
Source: RefSeq, a predicted model, not a curated record
AUGUCGUUUAUCCGUUGUCUGUCUCUCCCGUUUCUCUUUGCUAUUGCUACUCUCGUAUAUAUGUUUGUAGCCAACUAUAUUGGACAGAAUAUAAUAGAUCACAAUAAUCACGUAUUUUCUAUUGCAUACAAUGUGCAGUGGUACAGAGCCCCGAUACACAUACAGAAGAUGAUACUGUUUCUGUUACAAAGAGAAACCAAAGAAUUUUGUUUGAAUUUUUGUGGAUUAUUUAACGCAUCUAUAGAAUGUUUUGCUACGUUGAUUAAAUCAUCAGUAUCUUAUUUUACUGUCAUAUAUUCUACGCAAUGACAAAGUAAAUAAAUUUAACAGUGAAAUUAA